AUGAAGCGGCCUCUGUUCGAGACACUGCGAAUUGUCUGUCUCUUUACCCGAUCACGAAACCUCCAUCAGAGAUAUGCCCGCAACAAUCAAAGCUUCGUCUCUGCUUCAUCUUUCACCAAGGCAACAACCUCCAUCAUGACCUCCACAUCCAGCGGCAACCUCGACACCUCCGCCGCCGACCGCGGGGGUUUAUACGGAAACCUGCAGAAUCUCGCCUGUGUUUCCGUCGGCGUCUGCAGCGAUCUGGCCAGAAAUCCAGGCGUGCCCGUUUGCGCGGAAGGCUUGAGGCUGGUGUUUGUUAGGAUGCAGUUAUGA
Messenger RNA from Aspergillus calidoustus, 315 nucleotides. Lineage: Eukaryota; Fungi; Ascomycota; Eurotiomycetes; Eurotiales; Aspergillaceae. The record is from the annotation of a GenBank genome assembly.